UAAAAGGGCGUGCGCUCCCGGGUCCCACGUGCGGGCAGCUGGAGGAGGCGCGCAGGGAAGCGGCCCCGCGAACGCGCCAGAGGCCGGGUGGCGCGAUGCAGCCGGCGCAGGAGCUGGGGCUCGGGGACUCAUCCCUGCACCGGUACCUGGACGGCGAGUUCUGGAGCCUCAAGAAUGAGCUGCUCCGGCUUCUGGGCGGCUGCCAGCUCUUCCGGCACAGGUAUGACUUGAGUCUGGAUGAAAUGAGAGCUUUGACGUUUCAGAGAGUAACUUUUACCAUGGGUCUACCUCUGGUAAAACAUGCAAUGCAGGAUCAGGCAGAGAAAACAAAGAAUUUUGUCAGUUGGAGACUAGUCAUAGGAGAAGUCAUCUCCAUAGCGGACGUGGCCACAGGAGUAAAGUGUGGAAUCAUUUACUGGCUGUUAGGUGGUGCCGUCGGGAACCUCGGGAGCCCAGCACAUGUAGCUAAAUGGCUUCAGCCACUCCAGGAGCAGAAAUACACGGGGAUGUUUGCAAUGACCGAGAGGGGCCACGGGAGCAACGUGAGAGGGAUCCAGACGGAAGCCACCUUUGACCUCUGCACAGACCUGUCCCAGGAGUUUGUAAUCGACACACCGUGUGAAAAUGCUGAGAAGAUGUACAUCGGAAAUGCCAUGUACGGGAAUUAUGCAGCGGUCUUUGCCCAGCUCAUCAUAAACGGAAGAUCUCAAGGGCCUCACUGUUUCAUCGUUCCUGUCCGCGAUGAAAAUGGAAGCUUGUACCCAGGAGUGACGGCUAUUGAUAUGAUGUAUAAAGAAGGUCUGAAUGUUGUGGAUAACGGGAUCCUGAGAUGUGACAGGGUUCGGAUACCAAGGGAGAACCUGCUGGAUAAGUUCGGUUCUGUGGCUCCAGAUGGGCAGUACCACUCCCCCAUUAAGGACAAGAGUGCAAGACUCAAUGCAAUGCUGGCAGCGCUGACUCCUUCAAGACUGGCCGUGACUUUCCAAGCUAUGGGCUCUAUGAAGGCGGGUUUGCCAGGUGAUGGGGAGACCCCUCGCAGAGCCAGACGGGCCUCAGACCCGCAUGGUCCAGAUACGGCCAAUGUGUCGUGCCUGACGGACCCCAGCCACUGUGAUCUCAUCGUGCGCAUCUCUGGCGAGGAUGAUCUCACCAACCCCUUGGCAGCCUCCCCUCCUACGGCUCAAGCACAGGACAGAUGCUUUCUCAGCUGA
Molecule: messenger RNA, 1211 nt
Organism: Hippopotamus amphibius kiboko
Lineage: Eukaryota; Metazoa; Chordata; Mammalia; Artiodactyla; Hippopotamidae
Product: acyl-coenzyme A oxidase-like protein
Exons: 11
Coding region: 96-1211 (371 amino acids)
Biological process (GO): fatty acid beta-oxidation using acyl-CoA oxidase; lipid homeostasis
Cellular component (GO): peroxisome
Molecular function (GO): FAD binding; acyl-CoA oxidase activity; fatty acid binding
Source: RefSeq, a predicted model, not a curated record